Molecule: messenger RNA, 804 nt
Organism: Drosophila subpulchrella
Lineage: Eukaryota; Metazoa; Arthropoda; Insecta; Diptera; Drosophilidae
Exons: 2
Coding region: 324-704 (126 amino acids)
Source: RefSeq, a predicted model, not a curated record
AGGAAGUACCAGAAAAAAUACCAGAUUUAGUGAGUGAAAUUCGAUGAACGCCGUUGGCCGCGACCCAAAGAAUAAGAAAUUUAAUCUUUGGCGGCGUUCAUGCAAGUGCGAUGUGGAAACUAAAAAAUUAAAAAUGGAAGGAAAGCUCCAAAAAAGCCUGCAGGAGGUCAGUGCAGAUGAAAAGGGACACCUAUUCCAAGCUGUUGCGCAUUUUUGUGUGACUUCACCGAGAGGAAACAAUACCACUACAGGGCAAGUCCGCAGAAUAGUUGAAGUGCUGGAGGAGAUCCACUAGAGGACCCGAGUGGGAUUUCGCUAUCUACAUGAACACCCUACCAGACUUGUCCUCGCAACAACCACUAGUAAUACUAUCCCUUGAGCUCUCUGUUAGGGAAUCGCUGGACCUUACCACUACCAGCUAUUUGGCAGCUAAUGCGGAGCUGGAGGAAGUGUUGGUUUCUAUGGGGAGGAGGAAAAAAGGAUGCCCGCUAAGGAACAGCUUUAGGAGCCAUUACCAGCUAUUUUUAGAAUGCUGGUCGACUUCUUGCACCAUCAGGCGGAACAACCCUGUUCCCAAUCCGGCUCCUACUGCCUAUUGGGAAUCGGAGCUGGACUGCAGAUGGCGCGGGAAAGAUGGCAAAGCAUCCGUGGGACGAGAAGGAAGCUUUAUACUAUUAAUUUACAGGAAUAAAAGCAUUCGUUGAACAUUCCAUUUAUUAUACCCGUUACUCGUAGAGUAAAAUGGUAUACUAGAUUCGUCUGAAAGUAGGUAACAGGUAGAAGGAAGAGUUUCCGACCCCAUAU